Molecule: messenger RNA, 3123 nt
Organism: Corapipo altera (White-ruffed manakin)
Lineage: Eukaryota; Metazoa; Chordata; Aves; Passeriformes; Pipridae
Product: endothelin receptor type B-like
Exons: 8
Coding region: 217-1569 (450 amino acids)
Biological process (GO): enteric nervous system development; vasoconstriction; G protein-coupled receptor signaling pathway
Cellular component (GO): membrane
Molecular function (GO): endothelin receptor activity
Source: RefSeq, a predicted model, not a curated record
CGCGGGGAGACUCGGCGAGUCACGGGAGGGGACAAACAUCCCCUGAGCACCAAAAAAAACCAGCUGCAGGAUCUAAAGCAGCUGCGCUGCUCCCAGGACAUGCCCAGAGCCCCGCGCAGGGGGAAGGAGCCGUGAGAGGGGCAGGAUCCGCUCCCGGGAGCACCCAAAACCCGCCGUCCCGCAAUAAGAUCCAACCAAGACCAUCCCACGAGCACUAUGAGGACUCCUGCCAGCAGCAGCUCCACUCUUUGGUGCUCCACAGCCACCACCCCAGCUCCUGCUGCUCUGGCCGUUUUCCUGACGUUGCUCUUCUCCGGCACUCACAGCCAGACCCCCCGGGCUCUCCAGGAGAGCGCCGUGCCCUCGGAGGUGCUCAGCCAGGAGCAGGCCUACAGCCUGGUGCAGCCCAGCCUCUUCCAGGACACCCAGGCAUCCAACCUCUCAGGGAGCCUCCCCGGGAGCAGCAGCUCGGAGCCGCCGCUGCUGCCCGUGUGCGUGAAGCCCGCGGACAUCCGGCACGUCUUCAAGUACAUCAACACCAUCGUGUCCUGCACCAUCUUCGUCGUGGGCAUCAUCGGCAACUCCACCCUCCUGAGGAUCAUCUACAAGAACAAGUGCAUGAGGAACGGGCCCAACGUGCUCAUCGCCAGCCUGGCCCUGGGGGACCUGCUCUACAUCCUCAUCGCGCUGCCCAUCAACGUCUACAAGCUCUUGGCAAAGGACUGGCCCUUUGGAGUGCAGGUGUGCAAGCUGGUUCCCUUCAUCCAGAAAGCCUCCGUGGGCAUCACGGUCCUGAGCCUUUGUGCCCUCAGCAUUGACAGGUACCGAGCCGUGGCGUCCUGGAGCCGGAUCCAGGGGAUAGGGAUCCCCAUGUGGAAGGCGGUGGAGGUGGUGCUGAUCUGGGCAGUGGCCAUCGUGCUGGCAGUGCCCGAGGCCAUCGCCUUCGACAUGGUGGAGCUCAGCUACUGGGAGCAGCACCUGUGGGUGUGCAUGUUGGCCUCGGAGCAGAAAUCCCGCUUCAUGAUGUUCUACCGGGACGUGAAGGACUGGUGGCUUUUCGGCUUCUAUUUCUGCCUGCCCUUGGUGUGCACUGGCAUCUUCUACACCCUCAUGUCCUGUGAGAUGCUGAGCAAGAGGAACGGCAUGAGAAUCGCCCUGAAUGACCACAUGAAACGGCGCCGGGAGGUGGCCAAGACCGUGUUCUGCCUGGUGGUGAUCUUCGCACUCUGCUGGCUGCCCCUCCACCUCAGCCGCAUCCUCAAGAAGACCAUCUACGACCAGACAGACCCCAACAGAUGUGAACUGCUCAGCUUCCUCCUGGUGAUGGAUUAUUUUGGGAUCAACAUGGCCUCCCUCAACUCCUGCAUCAACCCCGUGGCUCUCUACUUUGUCAGCAGGAAAUUCAAGAACUGCUUCCAGUCCUGCCUGUGCUGCUGGUGCCAGAGGCCCGCCCUGAGCAUCACCCCCAUGGAUGAGAAGGGAUCAGUUGGGAAGUGGAAAGCCACGGGGCAGGAGCUGGGGCUGGACCGGAGCAGCUCCCGCCUGAGUAACAAGUACAGCUCCUCCUAAAUCCCCGUCCCCUGCGGGGUCAAGGACAAGGCACAGGGCCAGGACAGCAGGACCCCUCUGCCUCUCUCCCGUGGCUCCUUCCUGGCUGGGCCUGAAUCAUCUUUGCCUUCACGCUGUAACCCACCUGGCAGGAGCUGCAGCACUCCAUGGCCCCCCAGGCCCAGCUCCAGGCCCAGGCUCUGCCCCCCACCCUGAGGGAGGGGGAAGGGCAUUCACAUCCUUAUGGGAUUGUUCAUUUCCUUGCAGGAAAACCAAGUGACUUCUGGCCAUUUGUCCGGGGGUGGAACGCGGGGCUGGGGGGGGGAGAUGUGCGUGGAAAAGGGAAGGCAAGUUGGGAUGUGGUCGCUUGGAGAUGGAUGUGGGAUGAGGAGGGGAGGGAGAGGACCACGAGUGACAAUUCCCAGCUGAAAGAGCAAAAAAAAAGAGCUUUGGUUGCUGGGCCUGGAGUCGGGAUGAGAUCCAGGGAUGGCUGGCAGAGCACCAGUGGUGGGACCCCUCCUCCUGCUUGUGGUGGGGACAGUCACUCGGCCUCACUGUGUCACCAACCUGCCCCAGGGAGCCCUGAAAGCCCCCUUCUCUUCCCCUUUUCCUGGGAAUCCUGCCCCAGACUCCUGAGCUGGGAGGGGGGUGAGUGGCACAUGCAGGUGACCACGUGUGACCGCAGGGUUUGGGGACCAGGAGUCCCCAGGUGUCACUGGGGGGAACAUCCAGCCAAGCCAUCGGGUCCAGCUUCCCCUUCCCAGGACCAAGGGAGCACCAGGAUGGCUGGGGAAUGCUGUUCCUUCCAGGGAAGAGUUGGUAGGUCCAGGAAAGGGAAGGCAGAGAUGGCUCCGAUCCAGGUGAGGCCGAUCCCAAGGAUCCAGCCCUCAGCUUUCCAACCCCCCUGGAAGCACCUAAUGCUCUGCUGGGCAGGUUGGCAAGGGAGAGGAUCCAGGUGUGCCCCUCCAGGAAAGCAUCCAGCCUCAAUCCGGGCUCCUCAGCAGCUGGAAUGUCCUUCAGCCCACAGCUCCUGGGAGGGGGAUCACCCGAUCCAAAGGGAAAAAGGGGUGCCCUGGAUUUUGAUGCCUGGAGUUGGUGUUCCCUCUGCCGUGUCCUGGCCAAGGGACACCAAGUUCCACAGCAUUUGGGAGGGGACAGAGACGUCCUUGUGGUCAACUGAAGGUGGCAAAGGCAGCGGGGAAGGUCCGAUCUCAGCUGAAAGAGCCUCUGGAACGAACCAAAACAUGGCAAAGAGCUUCCUUAAAUUCCCUCCCGACAAUAUCAAUCCCCUGAGUGAUUUUCCAGCAAUUUUCGACUGGACAGGGCUUGGAGCAACCUGGUCUGGUGGAAGGUGCCAGAGAUGAUCUAUAAGAUCCCCUCCAACCCAAAGCAAUCCAUGAUUCCAUGUUUAUUCUAGCAACCUCUUGCCAAAAGUGUAAAAAAACCUACAUGAAAAAGUUUCAGUUACCAAGUCUUUGAUGAUUUUCUGUUGGUUUUCCCUUCUUUAUUAUCCUUCUUUUUAUUUCUUUCCCCUUUUCACCUUGCCACAGGAAAAAAAAAAAAGUGGAGAGAGGA